Messenger RNA from Talaromyces stipitatus ATCC 10500, 873 nucleotides. RefSeq names its product tRNAHis guanylyltransferase Thg1, putative. Gene Ontology annotation, molecular function: tRNA guanylyltransferase activity; magnesium ion binding. The record is from RefSeq and is a predicted model, not a curated record. The transcript is spliced from 7 exons. Gene Ontology annotation, biological process: tRNA modification. Lineage: Eukaryota; Fungi; Ascomycota; Eurotiomycetes; Eurotiales; Trichocomaceae. The coding region runs from base 1 to 873 and encodes 290 amino acids.
AUGGCCAAUUCAAAAUACGAAUAUGUUCGAUUAUUCGAACAACCUGAUAACCUCCUCCCGGAGACAUGGAUUGUUGUCCGAAUAGAUGGUCGAGGAUUCCACAAAUUGUCAGAUAAAUACAAAUUUGAGAAGCCAAAUGACCGUCGCGCGUUGGAUCUUAUGAACGCUGCUGCCGUGUCAGUUAUGAAGGAUUUGCCUGAUUUGAUUAUUGCGUAUGGCGUUAGUGAUGAGUAUAGUUUCGUCUUCCAUCCUAAUUGCCAACUAUUCGAGAGAAGAAGUGCCAAACUCGUCACGACAAUAGUAUCAACUUUCACAGCGUCAUAUGUCUGUCAAUGGCCGAUAUUCUUCCCGGACAAGCCUCUUGAUCUAUCUAGUUUGCCCACGUUUGAUGGACGGGCUGUCCAGUAUCCUAACGCGAAGAUACUACGGGAUUAUAUGAGUUGGAGACAGGUCGAUUGCCAUAUCAAUAAUCUGUACAACACAACGUUCUGGUCGUUGGUCCUGAAAGGCGGAAUGAGUAAUGUCGAAGCCGAGAAGGAGUUGCAGGGUACAGUAUCAUCCGACAAAAACGAGAUUCUAUUCAGCCGUUUCGGAAUCAACUACAACAACGAAGCUGAGAUCUAUAAGAAGGGUAGUGUCGUAUAUCGCCAGUAUCAACUUGAAGAUCAGUUUUCCGCGACGACAGCAUCACUUACACAGGCUGCUGAGUCACAACCAAGUGGUGAACUUUCCAAGACGCAGCAGGAGAAGAUGCGCAAGUUACGGCGCAAAGCGCAGGUUGUUGUUGAGCAUGUGGAUAUUAUCAAGGAUGAUUUUUGGCAGAGGAGACCGUGGUUGUUGUCCGGUAAGCCGGGUAGGUUGCCUGUUGAAUAG